AUGAGUAAUACAGAAGAAUUUGAUGUCAAUGACCGACUAACAUUGCCAGCUAUUCUGGAGGAUCCACAGUCACAUUUCUGUGUGUGUCCCAGUCACACACCAUUAAUUGAUUCAAAACAUACUGAAUCUUACUUCUUGGCCAUCGAAAAUUCGCUACCUCAACCUCGUUUUAUUUCAUCAACAAAUGAAGUUCACACAUCAAAAGGUAUCCCAACACGGUCUGUGAGACAUUUUGUUCAAUCAUCAUCCAACAACGUAAAAGCACCAAUAUUGAAUAAUCAUUCAUCAUCAUCUCAACAAUAUUGCCUAAGUUGUCAGCCAUUGAGGACAACGGCUGUUCAAGGUGGUAAUAUACAACCGUUUAACUUGUCUAAUAUGAUUCAAUUAGAAAUUGUUGAUGGUAAGCCAAAAGUUAUUCGUCAGAGUGAAUCAUCUGUACCAACGAAACCACCAAGAAGUUUCGAAUCUCUAUUAACUCAUUCGACCGCUGAUGAUAUUAAUAAUAGUAGUAAUGCUGCUCUUUCAGUACCUAUUAAUAACAAACGAAAGAAUCUUACUCAAGGUACAAAUCGACCUCCACCUCCAUAUAUUUCUGAAAACGACAAAAAAGAUAUCGAUUCGUUGGUUAAGCAUGUUGUUGUUGAGCUUCUUUCUGAGCUAUAUUACGAUCGAUCGUUUUCAACAACAUCGCAUUUAAAAGCGCGACGAUAG
Didymodactylos carnosus is the source of this 711-nucleotide messenger RNA. The record is from the annotation of a GenBank genome assembly. Lineage: Eukaryota; Metazoa; Rotifera; Eurotatoria; Philodinida; Philodinidae.